This is a messenger RNA of Symbiodinium pilosum, 495 nucleotides long. NCBI's taxonomy places the organism in Eukaryota, Dinophyceae, Suessiales, Symbiodiniaceae. The record is from the annotation of a GenBank genome assembly.
GACUGCAACUUGGACUGCCAGAGUGGGACGCCCCUCGUGGCUGCAGCGGGCGCGGGUCACGUGCAGGUUGUGGAGCUGCUAGUCUGUCAUGAAGCAGAUGUGAACAGGACAAACAUCUCUGGCACAGCCCUGCAUACUGCUGCAGCCGCAGGGCAUGUGGAGGUGGUCGAAGCCCUAAUUGCAGCUGCUGCCGACGUUAACAAGGUCUGCAUACGUGGAACCGCGCUUCUCGCAGCAGCGGCUGCGGGUCACUAUGACACUGUGUGCAGGCUCGUGGAAUCUUCCGCCGACAUCCGCAACUCUAGCAUGAGUGCCUGGGACCCAGCGGAAGCUGCAGCCUCUGAGGGCCAUUUCGAGAUUGCGCGGAUGCUGCGCCACGACAGCCUCAUGGAGGCUUUCCAGUGGUUCUUCUGGCGUAGUUCAAGUAAGACUUGGCUAUACGGAGGCUUUGGGCCCCUUAAGGGUUGGCAGCGUAGUUUAGCGCUUGAGGCUUAG